AUGAAUCGGAUUAGCCUGGGAUUCACGGCUUGUGUCGACGGAGGAGUUCUGUAUCAGCGAUGCCAGAGCAAUUUUGACAGCUUAGUCUACCGCCGAUCUGAUGGUGGAGAGAAGACACGGAUUAAUCACUCUGGGCUCAUUCAGUUUGCGAAAAUGCGGCCGAGUCAAGCAUUUAAAUUGUCGACACCUCGAAACCACAGAGAACAUGUCGCCAACGUGAUCUUUGAGUCUCAGCACUUCGCCAUGUACUUUCUUAGUUUACCUCCUUUCUUCACCAUAUUUGCCUCUUUCAUCACAUCACAUGGACUGCUUUUCCCUCCCAUUUGCACACUCUGUCCGAGCCGAUUACUUAUGCUGUGCUCGUCUGCUUUCCUGGCCGUUGCACUUUUUGGCCUGCGGCUAAUGCUUGCAUUCUGA
Molecule: messenger RNA, 417 nt
Organism: Protopolystoma xenopodis
Lineage: Eukaryota; Metazoa; Platyhelminthes; Monogenea; Polystomatidea; Polystomatidae
Source: the annotation of a GenBank genome assembly